AAUCUUUUAACAGCAAAAGAAUGUGAGGGCUCCAGGAAGGGAUGGUUUUGCUACGGAUGGUUUUGCUAUGGAUCGUUCUUCUCUUCUCCUCAAAGAUCUGUCAAGCUGAUCGGAAUGGUCUCACGCAAGAAAAGAUUCAAGCGGCUUUCGUGGGCGAUGAUCAUCGCCUAGAGGAAGAGGAGAUUAUUGCCGAGAUUGUGCUUGGAGGAGUGGCAAACCAAGACGAAGAGGUGGAUGAAUUCUUCCUUGUGGACGAGGUGGAAGAUUUUUCUUUUGAGGAGACAAAGGUAGAAGAAAUCUCUCCAGGAAAAGAGGUGGAAACGAUCGUUGUACGUGAAGAUGAGCCUGUAUUGUUGCCGUAUGUCUGUACAUGGGGGCUCAUACUUCUAGGAAUUGUGUUGGCGAAGAAGCUCUUUUUGAGGAUUCGAGCUCGGGGGAGCAAGGAUCACAAACUUCCAGUCGAAAGCUUCAAGCCCCCAGUGGCCCCAGUGGAUAUUUCAGUCAUUGAAACCUUUGGUGAGAUCAUAGCGGAAGCUCUGUAUAAGAACACCAGCAAGCUCUCCGAGGAGGCUGUGCGAGGCCUAAGUAAAGAAAAACUUUGCGAGGUGAUCGGAAGAAGAAAGGCCGAGAGGAUUGCCCGCAGAUUUUCCAGGGCCUUCAUCGCCAAGUAUUGGUAAACGCACUCGUUAAGAAAGGUUUAAGCUUUCAGUCGUUUUCUUUCAUACAUUUUCAGAUGAACAAGCAACAAGGAGGUGAUCUUCCUUCGUUUUCUCUUGCUUGAUAGUUGAGAGCAAGACUUAAAAUCGUCGACGUGGUUGCAUGAGUGCGUGCUAAGAUACCCAAUGGAUGUAAGCUUACAUAACAGAAUUCCUCAAACCUAAA
Messenger RNA from Selaginella moellendorffii, 882 nucleotides. RefSeq lists its product as uncharacterized. Lineage: Eukaryota; Viridiplantae; Streptophyta; Lycopodiopsida; Selaginellales; Selaginellaceae. The record is from RefSeq and is a predicted model, not a curated record. The coding region runs from base 42 to 677 and encodes 211 amino acids. The transcript has 8 exons.